Molecule: messenger RNA, 956 nt
Organism: Pseudophryne corroboree (corroboree frog)
Lineage: Eukaryota; Metazoa; Chordata; Amphibia; Anura; Myobatrachidae
Gene: BST1
Product: bone marrow stromal cell antigen 1
Exons: 8
Coding region: 27-956 (309 amino acids)
Biological process (GO): positive regulation of B cell proliferation
Cellular component (GO): plasma membrane
Molecular function (GO): phosphorus-oxygen lyase activity; NAD+ nucleosidase activity
Source: RefSeq, a predicted model, not a curated record
UCAGCUCACUGCAUUGCCGUUGACUCAUGAUGUAUAUCUCUAAUUUGAUCUCGGAGGUCCUGCUCCUUAGUACCGUUCAUCUUGUACAGUUACCAGUAGUUGCAGGAAGGAAAUGGAGCGGACUAGGUACAACCCCCAACCUGGAGGCCAUUGUAAUUGGAAGGUGUAAUGAUUAUAUUGAAACAGUGAAUCCUUCUGUGGGUAAGAAGAACUGCUCUGCUAUAUGGAUUGCCUUUAAAAGUGCAUUUGUCAGCAAGGAUCCAUGUUCUGUACUCCCAUCUGAUUAUGAGUUGUAUACCAACUUGACGCUGCAUGACAUCCCUGCAGAUAAGUCUCUUUUCUGGGAAAAUAACAAGCAACUGGUUCACAGAUACUCUGAUAGAACAAAGCGCUACAUGCCUCUUGGUGACACUUUAAUGGGCUGGCUGGCUGAUAAUUUGUACUUCUGUGGAUCCACCACUGAUCCAGGUAUUGACUACGACUCAUGUCCUGUUAUGGCUGAGUGUGAACACAAUGCCGAGGAGUCCUUCUGGAGAAUGGCUUCUGUUACUUAUGCUAAACACAGCUUUGGUGAUAUACAGAUUAUGCUGAAUGGAUCCACACCAGGUGGGGCUUUUCCAGUACCCAGUUUUUUAGCUGACUAUGAAAUUCCAAAUUUUCAAAGAGAUAAAGUAUCCAACAUUAAUAUCUGGGUGAUGGAUGAAAUAGGUGGAAUUAAUGUGGAUUCAUGUGGAGAGAAUAGCACUGCUGUAUUAGAAUCUAUCCUGACAUCAAGACAUUUUCCAUACAAAUGCUACAACAACUACAGACCAGUCAGAAUAUUACAGUGUGUGGACAUUCCUGAUCACCCCGAAUGUGCCACAAACAACAGGUGCGGAGACUUUACUUCGUGGAUGACAAUGAUUUCAGCUUGGCUCACUCUCUUAUUAAUCAUGGAAAUAGCAUUCAUUAAUUAA